This is a messenger RNA of Porites lobata, 24344 nucleotides long. NCBI's taxonomy places the organism in Eukaryota, Metazoa, Cnidaria, Anthozoa, Scleractinia, Poritidae. The record is from the annotation of a GenBank genome assembly.
AUGGGCUCGUAUAUUCAGCUUAAACACGAGAACUGUGUGGAAGAUUUAAAAGCAUCGGAAACAAUGUCCACCGUGAUCUCUUCGGGAAAAGCUUCGUCGCUUUCAAUAUCCGACGUUUUGAAGCAAUUUCAUACGGAUCCUGUUCGCGGCUUGAGCUAUGAUGAGGUUGAAAGACGGCGCAAAUUUCACGGUUUAAAUGAAUUCGAUCUUGUCGAGGAUGUUCCUCUUUGGAGAAAAUAUAUCGAACAGGUACAGCUUGGAGUUCUAUUUACUUAACCUAUCAUAUUUUAUAUCAGUGCAGGUAGACACAGUCACUGGCAGAAAUUUUUCGUUCAGCUGGACUUAUGAUUUUAUAAACUGUUUUGGCCUGUUGUACGUACUAUUCUUUUUAAGUUUACUUAUUCAUCAGCCUUUUCCGUUGCAUUGAUUUAAAAUGCAUAAUUUCUAGGGCCGGUCAAACACUUCCUAACUCGAAUUUACCUGUUCCCUGUUCCCCAAAAUAGAAAAAUGCCCUCAUGCAUUAAUGACUUUACGACAAAAUCUAACAUUACAUCGCGUAAUUAUCUGAGUUUUCAGUUCGAUAGAUCAUAUAUUUAACAAACGAUUUUUCCUAAUUUUACUUAUUAAAAUUUUACUUGUAACAACUUGGUGUUAUUUGAACAGGUUGUAAUUUUUUAAAUUCAAAUUUUAGUACAAUACAUUGGCCCGUAGAUAAUGAGGUUAUUACUACAGGGAAUCUAAUAGGGGUAUGGUAGGGGCUUGUAUCUUGCAAUCUUUUUAUGAGAUUUGGAAAGAGAACCAGUUGUACUCUACUUCUCCUACUGAAAUGCUUCUCAGCUGUGAGGGCCAUUGCCUUCUUAGUUGUAAAUGAUAUAAUGAUGCUAUGAUACUGUCAUCAGAGCUAUACUCAAUAUGGCAUUUUCUCUUUUCCCCUGACAGCUUCAGAAAAAUUAAACCACCAGUAAUGAAGUAAAUCAAAAUAAUAUAAAAAAUCUGGAUUGUUUUCUCUUGAAAAGCCAUGCAGAUUGUAUAAAGUAUAUUCUUUUCUCAUUCUCGCUUCAAAAGAAGUAAUACAUUCCAUAAUUGAAGCCACUGAGCCAUAGUUACUGAAACAAGUUAGCUAUGACUACAGCUGUUGAAUGUUUAAAAAGUAACCUUGUGGGUUUUAAAGUUAAAAAAUAUUAUUUUCAUGCAAUUUAUUGGAAAGUCAAGUCAUACAAGUUAAAGUUGACUUUUCGUCACAGUUGUCCAGUUUGUAGUUUUGAAACUAGCAUACAUAUAUUUUUUCAAACAAUUAAUUAAUUUUGCAUAACAAUACAAGUGUUGGGUCACCUGUGUUUAAUCUGAGCCAUGACAACCUUUCAAAAGGCUUUUUACCUCAGAGAUACUUGUUGUUUACUGUCGGUGUUGAUUUAUAUUCUUGUUUUUUGGGUUCAUUUGUCUAAUAUUUUUAUCUGUUAUUAAUCUUAGUAACAAUAUACCAGUAAUAAUACAAGGGAUGUCUCCUUUUUAGUGAUAAUAAAGGUAGUCCUAACAAAUAGCUUGGAUCUAACCCUAAGAAAUUAUAAUAUUACUAUUGCAAAAUAAUAAUGCUAUAAUUUUUUAAGGUUGUGUUGAAACAGAAAGGUGACCAUUGAUCUAAUGUUUAACUGAUUGAGUUUAUCUCUUGAAUUGUUUCAUGAGUAAAUUCAAAGGGGCAAUAUGCUUUCCUCAAAUAGAAUGUCUUUAUUUUUAUGCACAAAGAGUGCAUUAACCAGUAUAGAAGUGUAGUUGACGAAGAAAGAAAAAAAUUCAACUCUAUUUUGAAAGAGUGUUUCCUUGUGUUGAAAGAAAUAAUAAUAUAUAGAAAUAAUAUUACUAUUGAGAAAUAAUAUUAUUGUUAAUUUUUAAAGGUUGCGUUGAAGGUGACCAUUGAUCUGUUGUUCAACGCAUUGAAUUUACCUCUUUAAUUGUUUCAUGAGUAAAUUCUAAGGAGCAAUACGCUUUCCUCAAAUAGAAUGUCUUUAUUUUAGGCACAGAGAAUGCAUUAACUAGUAUAGAAAGGCAGUUGACGAAAAAAGAAAAAAAUUAACUCUAUUUUGAAAGAGUGUUUCUUUGUGUUGAAAGGUUUUAACCAGUUCCAGGAGUUGAAAACAACAGCCAAGAAGAGUUCACAUGUUCCUUUAAUAGGAUUUCUUUGUUUUUUAGACCUAGAUGAGCUUUUGUUAAAAGAAAGUUGAUUGAAAAACUCAGGAUUAAUAAACAUACUGCUUUGAUAAGUUUUUGUGAAAAUAGCUGUUUAAGGCAUUAUCAUAAGUAUAGUACAGACAAUGGUUAAGGUAGCAACUUUUUUUUGCAUUCCGACAUUCUUAUCUGGACCAUUAGGCACAGUUCAAAUGUCAAACUUUUCAUGUACAUGUAAUGAGCCUAAUCCCUUCAAUUAAGUACAUGAAAAGAUUGAUGUUUGAAUCAAUAUUAUAUCUGACAAAUCUAAUUUAGGUCCACUCAUGAAUAAGGUUUGAGGGAGUGACCUCGUUUCAAACGUCAAACUUUUCAUGUGCCGAAUCUAAUGCACAAAUUGCUAUAAUUUGUUUUGAUUGGUAAGCAUUGUAGAUCAUUGUACAUUGUGAAAAUGAAUUGAAUCCGACUACUAAAUUAGAUGUUUAAAUAAGCCGUCAAAUUUAUAACGUUUAGGUCAACCCGAAUAGGUAUGAGUUUGGUACAUGUAAAGUUUGACGUCUGAACUGGGCCUUACUUUAUAACCUCGCCAUAAUGUGGUUUAGGAGUGAAUACUUUACAACAAAAACAUGGACAGCUAGUACCAGAUGGUUGCUUUAAUAUUGUUUUGAAAAAUGGCUGAAAUGUGGAGGAUGAGGAUAGGAAAUGAUUAGUCUUAAUAUCAUUAUGAACUUGUAUAGUCAUAUACUUGUGUUAAUGUUUUCUUUCAGUUCAAAGAACCGAUGAUAGUGUUACUGCUUGCAUCAGGCGUUGUUAGCAUAAUAAUGGGGCAAUUUGAUGAUGCUUUCAGUAUAACAGUGGUGAGUAACCGUGGUAACAGUUUGAUUAAAUUGGAUUUGGUAUCUUUGACUAGAAAUCCAGCUGUAUGUGGUCAGUUUUACAAUAGCUUCUUUCUAAGUACAAUAUUUAUUCAUUUAUUUCUUUUCAUUUUAAAAUCUGCCACUCUGUGUAAGUAUAAUGACAUACAUGAACAUCCUAUGUGUUUGGCUUGGUUUGUCUAGUGGCUUUACACCCCAAGUUCAUCUAUUGUUGAUGGGUUUAAAAUAGAACAACCAGUGGCGAGGAAACCUUAAUGAAACCACAGGGCUUAUAUUACAUUAGGUUUCCUCACAAAAGAGACAAAAAUGUAAGAAUCACCAUGUAGUGGAUCUAAAGCUGAAAUUGUGCUCUGAAAAGUAUUGUAUUUUAUAAGUCAAGAUGAGUCUAUUUUUGAAGGAUUGGAAGGGAUGGAGAGUUAGUGAUAUCACUGCAAAGGAUAUUAAAAACACUUUGAGCCUUAGAAGGAGAUCACAAAUAGCCAGCAAAAAUGAAGCUGCCUCUCAUUGCUCCUCACCACUGGAGAUGUUUCCAUGGAGAGGGUGUACUGCCUAGUAAUAGGCUAAUGGGGUAUGUGCUGCUGGAUGGGGCUGCAUUUUCACUACUGGAUUGACUAUGAUGGGGCUGCAUUUUCAUUAGAGUUCCUAGAAUGGAAUCGCAUAUUUUGGGGGUAAGAAAAUUUAGAAGCGGGUAGGCGUUGUGAGAGGCCAGCACCACAUUUUUAUUUACCCAGGAAAUAUUUAAUCAAGUAGCCCCCCGCAAGAUGUUUUAUUAAGAGACAUCUGUAUUCUGGCCUCAAAUAUUUUUUGCUGAUGAUAAAGGUGGAAAAUUAGCAUAAUGAUUGCAAAAUAUCAGAAACUCAUGCAUUUUCUUAAAUUUGCUUUGUAAACUUAAGAUUUUAUUUUAAAUUUUUGGGCUAAAUUAUUUUGAACUGUUUGUUUUCAGGCCAUAAUGAUUGUUGUCACAGUAGCAUUUGUCCAGGUAUGUGUUUUUGCUCACUAGUUCUAAAGUUGAGGUUCUAUUGUGUAUGAAAAGUAAAAUUGACUAAUUUUUAUUUUUUGUUUCAUCCAUUUUUUUUAAGGAAUACCGAUCUGACAAAUCAGUAGAGGCUAUCAAGAAACUUGUUCCUCCUGGAUGUCACUGGUAAUAAAAUAAUUUUAAACCUGCUCUUAUAUGGCAAUGUCAAAAUAAAUAGUCCACUAAACAUGCUAUUCGCCACUUUAGAAACAAGAAGAAAGUGGACUGAGUUAACUUCAAACGACAAGGACCAACAAGCAAAAAUCUGUCAAUACAGCGAAAAAAAACACCUUAAAAUUAGUAAAGAUGCCAAGUUUGAUUGUGAUUUGGUGAAAAGUAAUGAAUAUAUAGCCACACAAAGUAACUGAAUUUUACAGACCUUUGCAUGGUGCCCUGCAAACGUCUGUAAAAUUUUGUAACUUUGUGAAGCAAUAUAUCUUUACUCACUUCAUCAUAUCACCUUUAAACUUGGUAAGUUUCCUAAUUUUAAGUCACUCUUUCCGACAGUGUUAAUGGAUAUAAGCUAACUGGUUUUUAUCAAAACUUGAAAAAAAAUGGAAGAGUCAAUUUUUGUUGCCCCUUAGUUCAUCUCAUUUUACACACUGAACAGUUGUAAGGUUAUAAAAGACCACCUAUCUAAACAGUCAAAAGUUUUAUAUUUUAUGAAAACUUGAAACCAAAUAAUGCUUUGAAUCUUUACUGUGGCUCAUUCAAGUUAUAGCCCAGGCUGCUUUUAUAAAAUAACUUUAUGUUUUGUAUAAGAUUACCGACACAGUAAACCAUAGCUUUUUAACCAAACAGAACGCGCAUACUGUCUUAGAUAUUUUAUAAAAGCCAAUAAAUUCAAAAUGCUUUUUGAUUAGCACUGCUAUAGCUUGUUUUGAUACACUUUUGUUAUUCCAGUCAUGAGCCCCUUUUGGAUAUAAGCCUCCCUGUUUUUAAGCCAUCUUAAAACCCGUUAUGCAGAUGUGUUUAGCCCAGGGCUUAUAAGCGGCAGUUUACAGUAAGGCAAGUAUUUGACAGAGAAAGAAGAUGAUUUCAUGAGUGUGGCCAAGGGAUUAAUUUGCAGAAUUCUUAACCCUGAGUCUUGAGUGUAAGUUCUGUUCUGACCAAUGUUGUUAGCAGAUGCCAACUGUGUUGUCAGCAAUAAAAAAUUGAAUGCGGUCAGCUCUGUUUACACUGCAAUUUUAUUUUGUUAUGCAGCGUACGUGAAGGCCAACAAUCAGAUUUUUUGGCUCGCAGCCUAGUUCCUGGAGAUCUUGUUACUAUAUCAGUGGGAGAUAGAGUUCCAGCAGAUUUAAGGCUAAUUGAGGUAGAGUAUAUGCACAUAUUAAAUAUUUGCUGUUUGGUGUCUUAAUGGACACUCUUGUAAAUGGACAGCUUUACUUAAUAUUACCAUGAGAAACCCAAAAAAAUCUGUAGUUUUACAUGUUGUUUAUAAGUGACCAUUCAAGUUGUACAUGGAUGGGGACACCUUCCAGAAAAAUUAUAUUAAUUUUACCUUGAUUUUAAUGCUGUGUUCACAUGGCACCAGACGAAUUUUUGACCAGUUGAAAAUUUGUACAUUUAGGUGUACCGUUUGCACAGAACCCCACUAUUUGUACAAAAAUUUAAAUGUUUAGUGCUUUAUUAAUUACUGUAUUUCCUCAAAUAAUAGCCGGGGAUGAUUAUUUCUUUUUUCGCAUCAGAAGGGGGGAUUAUUCAAGGGAGGCGGUUAUUAAUAUAGCUCACUGGAAGUCGUGCCCUCAAUAUUUUGUUUUAUUAAUUCCAUUAAAUAAAAAGAAAAUUAUCACAUCAAAUAAACUGAACAUGGGCUUCCAAAUUUGUUCCAAAUUUGUUUCCUUGAUACUUUUCAGAGCUUGAAUUAUUACAGAUCAGUUUUGCUGUCCAGGGGCCCGUUUCUCGAAAGUCCCGAUAAUUAACGGGCCCGGUAAGCUGUUGCCAUUUACAUUAAAGACCGCGGUUUCAGUAGUUUUGCAUCUAACAUGAUAAAACUAUCAGUUAAUAAAACAAAAUGGAGUAGUUUUCUAGCCAGGACCCGUGCUCUUAUUCUUUUUAUUUCUACUUGAAUAUUUGAUUUCGGGCCCGAAAAGUUACCGGGCCUUUCGAGAAACAGGCCCCUGAUCAGAUUCCACUUCAAAGUGACAUGGAGGGGAUAAAAGAAAGAGAAGAUGGAGAGAGGGGUGGGGGCAAUUAGGGGGGCGAUUAUUUGAGGGUGGUGAUUAAUCAAGGGACUGCUAUUAUUCAAGGAAAUAUGGUAUGUAUUUUUAGUACACAUGUAAGUGGCCUACAGGAACAUGAAAAUGAUAAACCAUGGUUUGACUUCUUUUUUUAUAGGCUGUAGAUUUAAAAAUAGAUGAAUCAAGUUUUACUGGUGAGACAGAACCAGCAAGUAAAACGACUGAGGUGAUCUCUCAAUCGAAAGCAAGUGGUGGCAUCUCACAGAGGAAAAAUAUAGCAUUUAUGGGUACUUUGGUUCGUUGCGGCCGUGGCAAGGUGGGUAAAAUCAAAAAUAUAUAAAUGAUGCAGUAAUGUUAUAGUUGUCAACUUCAUCUUCACUCACACAGAUGAUCAUAUACUAACUUACAUGUAACCUUUAAAGUGAAUCCUGGGUGCAAACCUUUCACUGUUCAACUUCUUUUUUGGAGAACAUAAUUUGUAAACAUGUUACAGUCAAGGCAGGUCAAGCUUACCCCUCAGGAUUCUAUUAAUGAAUUGAUUAUUUAAAAAAAAGGAUUGGUUAGUCGUUCCCGUAACUAGUGUCAAAUUCAAAUCAGCAUUCCUGCUUGUGUAAUGAGCAGUGAAUAUUUUAAGAGAACUUCUCUGUAUUUGGUCAGAUUGAAAAUCUUUGAAUAAAUAAAAUUGUUUCAAAGACAUUUACAUCAAAUUCUGGGAAACUAAGCUGGUAGAAAUUUCAUAACUGCCUUGUUACACUUGCAAGAAUGCAGAGAUGAAUCUGAAAUCUACAGCUGCCAAUGGAUUCAACUUUCAAAUUAAUAAUAAAUUCAUUAAUGGCAUCUUGGUAGGUAUGCUUGACCUGGCAUGACUGCACUGUUUAUGUUUAUUGAUUUGAUUGUGGGAGUUGUAGCAGCUGAGCAAACGCCUUCAACCUGAUUCCCCUCCACAUGUAUUUGUACAUAUCAAAUUGAUCACACUUUACCCCUAAGUGUGAUGAAUUUUACACCAGUAUGAAAGUCAUUCAACUGUAUCAGUACAAAACUAUACUGUUAUAUCAUGUUGAUAUCUAUUAAAUUAAUACUGCUAUUUUUCAGGGUAUUGUUACUGGUACUGGUGAGAAUUCUGAAUUUGGUGAGGUUUUUAAACUGAUGAAAGCAGAAGAGGUAAGUGCGUUUAUCAACGUUAAUGACCCUUUAAUCCCCAACACUCACAUGCAAAUUCUCCAAACUGGUCUCUAUGCCUUUCGAUAAAGGGUAAGCUGAGAGGAUUUGUAAUUUAGGUGAUUACUUCAUUAUUUUUCUCUUGAUUGUGUAUUGAUGUUGGUUUUAAUGUUAGGAGAAAAUUGAUGUUUGUCACUUUUUGGACUUAAAGAGUUAAACUCAUUAACAGAGAUGAACAUCGGGGCAGGUGCCUGUUAAGGCUGGUGGAGCACUAAACUGCAGGCGAAUGCAAUGCGUAACCUUGACAACCCUUUGAGUGGCAUCCACUCAGGCAGGCACUGUCACACUGCUAACCAGUGGAACCUACUUACCAUAUACUUACCAUGGGGUGGGGGGGAGUGGGGGUAGGGAACAGAAAACACUUUGCAACCACAAACAACAACAGGCAAGGACACAGACAUAAAUGGCCUGACCUCAGGAGAAAAUCUGUUAAAAACCCAGUUUAUUACAAUUUAUUACAAAUAGGUUGUUUAAAAUUUAUUGAUCAUUUAAAUGAAUAUAAAGGAUUUGAGGUGUAUUAAGGUUGAAGAACCAUGCCAAAUAAUGGAUGGCAAGUCUGUGUAUAAUACGAUAUAAUACUAUACAUGUAAGCACUACUUAAUCUUCCUGUAGAAUCAGCCAGGAACUUUUUUACUUCGCUCAAUAUUCACUUGUGGCUUAAUUUACUGAUAAUUUAUUUUUUUCAUGUUCCAGCCUCCAAAAACACCUUUGCAAAAAAGCAUGGACAUCUUAGGAAAACAGUUAUCUUUUUAUUCUCUAUGUAUUAUAGGUAAGGCUUUAUUUUAGUUUAGGAUUGUAUUGAUUGUUCUUUAACAAAUUUUUAAGUUAAGUGAUAGAUACAAGUGAUUGUACCGAUCAUUAAUUAAGAUCAAUCAUUUAUCGAAAACCUGAAGCAACUCAAUAAUCAAUAUUAUGCAAACUGUGAAAUCGAUUAUCAGGGAAAAAUAAAAAUAUAUAUAUAUAUAUAUUGUUGAUAGAUAAAAGCAAUAAAGCUUGUGUUUUCCUUUUUGAUGGACUCAUUAUGCAGCUACAGUCCUUUGAUAGUUAGCUCUUUUCUAAUACAUUCCAUAUGUUUUUGUCUAGCCUGUUCCUAGCCUGCGAGCAAACUCUCCUAUUUGGGCAACCGCGCGUUCUCGUGAGACUUGUUUCACUCGCCCAAAUAGGAGAGCUUGCUUGCAGGCUAGCCUGUUCCAGGCAGUAGACCCAUUCCAGGUGUCAGAUAGUGGGGAUGGGGAAAAGACAAGUGAGCUGGAAAUAUCAGCAAGGGGGUGGGGCUAGGGGGAGAUGGUUUCAACUCCUCUCUUCCUCUUCCUUUCUUCCCCUUUGCUUUUUUCCCUCCGCUCUUCAUUUCUUGUCCUUUUCCACUAUCUGGUUGCCUGGAGAAGGCUAGUCUUUGCUGCAUUCUAAAACACGGCACAACAGCCAUGCUUAAUUGUCCUAACAAAAUGAUUGUCAUCAAUAAAAAUGGCCCUCUGUCAAAAAACUCAAAAGCUUGUAUUUCUUUGAUUUGUACCUUGGUGGAAAAUAAGGGAAAUUUGCAUAAGAAAAGUUGUCAUUUUAUGUUAAUCCAAUUAUUUCCGAUGAUCGAUUUAAUCUCAGCUGAUUCCCAACACUAAUAGAUAUGUGUUAUAGUUUCAUGUGGUUGCCACCUUCUCUUUUUUGCUUUCAAAGCUCUCAUUAUUCUUCUUGGAUGGCUUCAGAAGAGACCUGUCUUAGAAAUGUUUACUAUUGGUGUCAGGUUAGUGCAGUUCAGUGUACAGCUACUUACCCUGCGUAGCUGGCAGGAUUAGCGUGAGAGUGCCCAGAAAGUGCCACGGUCAUAAGAAUCCCGCCAGCUAUGCAGACUAAUGUUCAGCUAUUUCGCGAAAGGUUGUUGGAAAAAAUGUGCAGGCGACAAUCCUGAAAGGUAAUUAAGGUUAAUUAAAGGUUAAUUUGGAACUACCCUAUACCCUAUUUUUUCUGUUCGGAUAUCUAAGCGGAACUUUAGUUCUCUCGAAAGUUUUAGGCACGUCUUUUUUGUCUCAUGGCGGAAAUUGUUAGCUAUCUUGAAGGGUCCGGUCGAAAGUUCGAGGAAAUGGAGCAGCCGUAAUUUAUAGAAAAUUAUAGGGGACGCCUUGUCUUUAUAUCGAAAUUGUCUUGAUAAUGAAAUGUGAGAAACAAAUCCACCAUCGUAGGAAAGAGAGUAGAAAAACUCCGAGUAUCUGAGACAAAUGGAACGGUAUCCGGAAAUUUUUUUAGCCUUUCUUGAACUUAAGUACCCUGCAAGCAGAGGCCCUUCGAUCUUCCUAGAUAAGUCUAGAAAGAUCGAAGGGCUUCUGCUCACAGGGUAGAACUUAAGAAAUUUUAAGGCAACAUUUGCAUCUUCGAACAGUUACCAUAAAAUUCCGAAAAUAAGGCCCUCCAUGUGUAAGCCCCUCAAAAUAUAAGCCCCCCAAACUCGUAACGCAAAAAGCCCUCCUUUAAAUCGCCCCUCCGAAUAUAAGCCCCCGAGGGGGCUUGUACUUGGAAAUUGCCCUCAAAUACAAACUAAAAUAAAGCAAAUACGGUCAAUUUCCUUUCAACUAUACAGCUAGCCCAAUCGAUUUUGAAACGCAAAUUUCCCUCGAUAGAUAAGCCCCUCCGAAUAUAAGCCCCUCCAAAAAUAAGCCCCUCAAAAAGGGCCUUUGAAAAAUAUAAGCCCCGGGGCUUAUUUUCGGAAUUUUACGGUAUGUCCCAAAAAAACGUCGUCAUGUUCCCGGUAACCGGUCAUUUCGCCCCGGUUGUUCGAGUCAUUUAGCGCGCUUCAAAUGUAAUAUUCCUUGCUCUAAAAUAGGGGAGCGAAGUAACCGGGGCGAAAUGACCGUAAAUCGUGUUCGGUAUUCCGCUGAGCUCUCAUCACUAAACAACAGUUUUACAAUUUCUUAUCUUCAGUUUGGCUGUAGCAGCCAUACCAGAAGGUCUUCCCAUUGUUGUAACUGUCACACUAGCCUUGGGUGUAAUGAGAAUGGCUCGAAGAAAUGCUAUCGUAAAGAAGCUUCCUAUUGUGGAGACGCUUGGCUGUGCUAGUGUGAUUUGCUCCGAUAAAACUGGCACUCUGACCAAGAAUGAGAUGACAGCAACACAGAUAUUCACUGCAGAUGGACAUUAUGCUGAGGUAAGUUAAUUUACAGUUUUUUGAUUUUAGCUUGGUCUGUUCACAGACCCUCUGGCAGAGACGUUUAGAUUCAAGGACGAGGACGACUAUGGGGACGAUAUUACAGUCAAAGCAGGUCAAGCGUACCCCUCAAGAUUCUAUUAAUGAAGUGAUUAUUUGAAAAAUGAAUCCGUCAGUCGUUCCCGCAACUAUAGUUUCAAAUUCAAAUCGGCAUUCCUGCAUGCGUAAUGAGCAGUGAAAUAUUGUAAGGGAACUUCUCUGUAUUUGGUCGGAUUGUAAAUCUUUGAAUGGAUUAAAUUUCUUGGAAGACAUUUACCGUACAUCAAUUUCAGGGAAACUGAGCUGGUAGAAAUUUCGUAACUGCCUCGCGUCAGUGUCGCGUGUGAAUUCGAGGCUCAUUACACAUGCAAGAAUGCAGAGAUGAAUGUGAAAUCUACAACUACCAACGGAUUCAACUUUCGAAUAAUAAAUUCAUUAAUCGAAUCUUGAGGGGUACACUUGACUUGGCUUAACUGUAAAAGGAAAUUGUUUUCGCGUGUGCUCAAACAAUCGGCAACCCGGAAGCUUCUUCAUACUUUUUUUUCUGCGGAAAAGUUAGCAUGGUCAGUGCUCGACUUUCAGAAAAAAAUCUUGGGGCCAGCUGGCCCCCAAGUUUUCAUUUUUUGUCGCCAGAACAAGUAUUCUGGUCGCCAAAAAUUAUAUUAAUGGAUUUAGUUUUGUGAAGGAUAACGGAUUAUCGUUAGUGCACGUUUUCCCAAAGAAGAAAGUCACCUAUCUUGGGGGCCAGGUUGGCGACCAGGCGUGAAAAUUUGGUCGCCACGGAGUAAAAGCUGGUCGCAUUGGCGACCCCUAAAACUCGUAGUGGAAUGACGACGGCUACCUAACCUCGUUUCAGGGUUCUCUCUCUUGCGAAUCUUUUUUUUCUUUCUCUUGAUAGUUUUCUUGGGAGGAGGAGGAGGAGAAGGGGUUCGUGACACCCGGUGUGAUGAAUUGAGGAUUUUUUUUUUUACCUUUUUGAUUCUUUGUAGAUUCCAAAGCUGAUUUAUUUAAACUCUUUUUCCAGGUUUCAGGAGUAGGAUACAAUGGGUGUGGCAACGUGUAUAUUGCGGGCCACGCUCUUACACCAAACUGCAACUUAUCCAUUACACAAGUCCUUGAGGUCAGCUUAUCUUGAUUUUUCAUAUUACUAAGGCCACAAUUCAGUGCUUUAGAUAACAGCAUACAGCCAAUGGCCUAUUAACAAACGCCUCUUAAAAAGGAUCACCUUCCUAAAACCGUCUUAGCCUGCAAAGCCGGCGAACCAGAAAUCUAGGUAGGAAAGUAAGAACAACCGUGCUCGUUGAUCGCGAGGUAUGAGGACGCGCGCGUGUACUUCUCUCUCGCGCGCAUCACUCGUGCGCUCCAAAUCCUCACGCGCCUGCCACGCAGGUUACUAUCGCCUUUGCAAGACAGUCCUCUAAUACUGUUUCCAAUCGUUUCCCUCUAUGAGCAAGUCGACAUUGUUUUAUUGGUAACUUUCAUUUGCAAGCACUUCCAAUUCAGGCUUUCUUCAAUUAUCGAAAUUUCACGUAUGUAUUGCAAUACUUGACCAUGUAACAAUUUAGUCUGCGAGAAAUUUCCCCAUUUCGAGUGGCGAGCAAGGGUGAUCCACGAGAGAACGCGCGAACGAGCGAGGGCCCCUCUCGUGUCUCCUUGCGUGCAGAGCGCGUGCGACGUCUUACGAUCUCCCCCAAAUGAAGAGCUUGCUCGUAGGCUAGAAACAAUAGAAAAACAGGCUGUUACAAAUACCGUCUUCUGAUCCGCUAUUGUAUUUCAGGUUGGUUAUUUGUGUAACAAUGCACAUAUCCAGAACGGAUCACUUUUUGGUCAGCCAACAGAAGGUGCUCUCAUAGCCGUAGCACAGAAGGUAGAAUCUUACUAGUAACAUAUUCUUACUCCCUGUAAUGCACGUGAGAUAAAAAGGGGUUAAAAUGGUUGCUGUCAACAGGUGUGGAUAGCAGUACAUUCACAUGCUUUGAAGGCAGUGCACGGCAUCAUUCCUGGGGAGGUGGGAGGGUGGGUCGUUGACCGCCCUCUGAGAUGUGCACACAAUAGGAAAAAUGGUUGUAAUAUAUACAACGCUUGGAAUUGUGGGAUAUCUUAAUUUUAUGGAAAUAGCCUUGUUUUGUUUUAAUUUUUGAGAAUUGUAGGAAAGGACGUUUCAUGGAGUUCUGUCACAAAAUUUAACCCUAUUCAGACGUUCGGAAUUGACCACCAAAUUGAGCGAAACAAACAAAAAUAACCGCUUAAAAUAGCAUAUAAAGUAGCCCCUUUAAGUUCCUUAGCGAGUAAAGUUUGCAAUAAUAAUUUAAGUAAAAUGGAUCUUACCUUUGCAACACAGUCGUACUUUGUGUUACAUUUCAAGCCUGAAAUAGCAGCAUUGGAUCAAUAAUUGGGAGCACUAUUCAGUGAUGAUUAGAGCUUUAAUUUAAUGUAUUUUUAGCUCUUUUUUGUCUGUUUUUGUUCUCCUUAUUAUACUUUUUUUGGGGAAACUGCCCACCUACCCCUCCCCCUACGCCAACAUUACCACUUACUUCUCACUUAGGGCAAAAUGAUGGCUUCGGGGAGGGGUAGGUGGGCAGAUCGCCCCAUGUCAAGUAAUCCAAGACAGUCUUGGAUCCUGGAUUCCAGGUACUGGACUUCGGAUUCCUUGUCAGUGAAACUUGUAUUCCGGAUUCAAAUUGUUAGCGGGCUUCCAGAUUCCAAGGUUCAGGAUUCUGGAUUCAACAAGCAAAAAUCUCCCGGAUCCCGUAUUCCAGAUUAGCUUACAUGGGAUUCUAAGAGAUUCUAAGUUCUCUUAAUAGUGUCACUUUCUUUACAGCUUGGUAUUGAUGAUCCAAGGGAUAUGUAUACACGCGUGGAUGAGCUUCCAUUUAGUUCAGAGAAGAAAUGGAUGGCUGUGAGGUACAGAAAACAGGUAAGUGAUACAUAACUCAGUCGUCAGGGAACGGUUGCUUAAAACGGCUAUGUUGCGUUAUUUGCUAUAUUUUUAAAAGGCUAAAACUUGUCUAUGCAUCGAUUGAAUUCGCAAAAUAAUGGUCCGGUUGUGUUUUUUAAGAUCAUAUUAUUUAGGCGUUGAAACCGUUUCCUGUCAUCUGUUGUUACGGAUGGCAAGGAUGGAAGUGCAUUGGAACCUGAAAAAGUUUAUCCAACUUAGGCUGCGUCCACAUGAAUCCGUAUAUUUUGGUAACCGCCGAUUCGAAAAAUAAUGGUCCAGUUUUGUUUUUCAAGAUCACAUUUAGGCAUUGAAACUGUUUCCUGUCAUCUGUUGUUACGGAUGGCAAGGAUGGAAGUGCAUUGGAACCUGAAAAAGUUUAUCCAACUUAGGCUGCGUCCACAUGAAUCCGUAUAUUUUGGUAACCGCCGAUUCGAAAAAUGAUGGUCCAGUUUUGUUUUUCAAGAUCACAUUUAGGCAUUGAAACUGUUUCCUGUCAUCUGUUGUUACGGAUGGCAAGGAUGGAAGUGCAUUGGAACCUGAAAAAGUUUAUCCAACUUAGGCUGCGUCCACAUGAAUCCGUAUAUUUUGGUAACCGCCGAUUCGAAAAAUAAUGGUCCAGUUUUGUUUUUCAAGAUCACAUUUAGGCAUUGAAACCGUUUCCUGUCAUCUGUUGUUAGGGAUGGCAAGGAUGGAAGUGCAUUGGAACCUGAAAAAGUUUAUCCAACUUAGGCUGCGUCCACAUGAAUCCGUAUAUUUUGGUAACCGCCGAUUCGAAAAAUAAUGGUCCAGUUUUGUUUUUCAAGAUCACAUGUAGGCAUUGAAACCGUUUCCUGUCAUCUGUUGUUACGGAUGGCAAGGAUGGAAGUGCAUUGGAACCUGAAAAAGUUUAUCCAACUUAGGCUGCGUCCACAUGAAUCCGUAUAUUUUGGUAACCGCCGAUUCGAAAAAUGAUGGUCCAGUUUUGUUUUUCAAGAUCACAUUUAGGCAUUGAAACUGUUUCCUGUCAUCUGUUGUUACGGAUGGAAAUGAUGGAAAUGGAUUGAAACUGGAAAAGUUGAUCCAACUUAUGCUACUUCCACACGAAUCCGUAUAUUUUUGAGACCGCUUUUUCACGAAACGGUCCUCCGUCCUCACGAAACCAGUGAAUCCGGCCACCGAAACCGCAUUGUUUUGAAACCUCUCUCCGUUCCAGAGCGGUUUAACCCUUUAAGCCCCAGUAUCCACAUACAAAUUCUCCAGACUGAUAUUCAUACAUUUCCUUAGACAUAAGUUAAGAGAGUUUAAUAAAACAUCAAAGUAUUUUCUCUUUGGUGAUCAUUUUAUAUAUUCUCAUAACCUAAUCUCUUGACAAUGUAUCGGUGUCGUUAGGAGAAAAUUGAUGUUGGUCACUAUUGGGACUUAAAGGGUUAAGGCCCCGUCCACACGAAUCCGGGUAAAAAAAUAUGCGGUUUCAGAACUGUGCGGAUUCGUGUGAACAUGGCCUUACUGUAACAGUAAAACGCAAAGGUGUCUCGUACCACGUGAAUUGAAACGCAUAGACCCCGCGGAAAAUUAAGGCCUAGGGACGAGGCAAAUGCACCAGCACUAGCGUCUUACCACGGCGCCACUCAUGCUCCCGAUCACACCAGGACACAUUUAUGUGGAGCAAAAAAUGUUUAUUUGAGUAGGCACCCUGGUGAAUGUCAUAAAUCCAAGUGAAACUUAGGGCGCUUUCCAUUUGUCAGAACUGACCGGCCAGACCAUUCCCAUCGCAAAGAUAAUUUCCCUUUUAACCAAUACUCUCCGGCCAGAUCUGUCAAAUCUAAAUAGUAUGCACGAAGGAGAUGGUUUUUCAACAAAAACUCUUGCAAAAAGCUUAUUUCAUUUUCAAACUGACUGGUCGGGAAUGGUCCGGCCGGCCAGUUCUGACAAAUGGAAAGCGCCCUUAGACAAACCAACCUGUAGGACUUACAUCUUAAAGGUCAGUUAUAUAAACGGAGUUUAGCCAGUGUUUAACGAAACCGCGUUCUAAGCCAUUUUCGGUUUGCCGAACGCUUUUAUAUAAACACCAUUUAUCGUGAACAAUUUCAUAAAAGCAUAUAGUGUAGACUGGAAAAGCAUUCGUCUUCUUAGAAGAACCCAUUAGGAAAGAGAUCUGGAAGUCCAAAGAUUUCUUAAACCGCGGUCCAGGUUAGACUUUGUUUAACUAAGUCUUCAUUCCUCUUGUAGGAUUCUUCAGAGAUGUAUUACAUGAAGGGAGCGCCUGAAAAGGUGUUCCAACAGUGUACAUCGUACUACAAACAGGGUUCAAUUGUUCCUCUGGUUGCUAAGGACUGGGAAAUGUUUUCUGAUGCUGUGGCAGCCAUGUCAUCCAAGGGGCUUAGAGGUAUGUCCCUAAGGGUUUUAUUGCAGUAAUCUUUCAUCGGUGGAGUUCAUUGUGCACUUAUCGUGUCGUGUGGGGGUUUUGUAAGGGGCGGAAGAAGGGGAAUUAGUAGAAUUACCUGAUGCCAGAGAAUCUUCGUAUGUUCGUGUAGCCUGUAGCACAGGCGUUGUGUUUCCGCGUUUUUUAGGCAAGUGAUGGCCAGCACGAGGUAGGCGUGGAGCGGUGGACAAGCGCAACAGGAAAAGGCACCCUCCACAGUCGUGUGCUCCACGCUUGCCUCGCCUUUGCCCUCGCCCGCCCGAAAAACCCCAAAAUUAUGGCCCGCUCCGCUGUAGGCUAAUCUUGAAAAGAUCCUAUUGUAGCUACGAUUCGAUAUGGUUUCAUACACUUUCGCUAAGUGUUGGGAAAGUGAAAUUUAUCGGCCGAUUUUGACACUGUGGAAAUGCUCACUUUCCGUUUUGAACCAAAACACCAACUUUAGGCCGACUGUUAAUCAGCGUGGUCAAAACGGGCGUUCCAAAAGUUAUGUUUUUUGUACCGGCUUCGUCUUUUCGAAACACUCAGCAUUGUCAUUUCGUUCAUAGUGAAAUUUCAUGUCAAACUGCGAAAGCUGAGCCAUUAGGAAGCUUAAGCAAAGACGACGAAAACUUCUUUUAAAAAGUCAAUUCGCGCUGUUUCAAAAUUCAUCGCCCUUAUUCUAUGUCGUUCAACUUGUCAAAUGUUGGCGAGUUUUUCUGGAGUUGAAUUCUAAAGGACUGUAUCCAAGUUAGAAAAGAAAUUAGAAAAUCGUUUUCUUGUGUUCACGUCCGACAGAAAACGUACAUUUGGCAGUUUCACGUCGUAGUUGUGCAACGACGGGGAAGAAAUAUGCAAAAAAGUGUGAUGCAUGUUUAAGGUUGUCGUUUUGCUAAUCUAAACCUACUGCUUUUUCGACGCUCUCAUUACUGUCGUUGUCGUCGUUGCUUCACCUCCCUAUUUCCUCUUAAGUUACACCGCGUUGUCGAGAAGGUCGUGGAAAUGUAACCAGCGCCAAAGCGCUGGAAAAUUAGACACGCCACGACUGGUUUUAUUUUCCGAUUGGUUGAGAAAGUGGCGCGAAAUUUAUCGGCCAAUCACAGAACGUGGCAAUACAACUUCAGUUGUGUUUAGCGUUGAUCUGAAAGGUACUGUUUUCUGUGUGGUUUCUUUUACAGUAAUAGCACUGGCUAUGGGGCAGGAGUUACAUCAGCUGUCUUUCCUGGGUAUAGUAGGGUUAAUGGACCCACCCAGGCCAGGGGUGCGUGAAGCUGUACACACAUUGUUAAACAGUGGAGUACAGGUCAAAAUGCUCACAGGAGAUGCACGCGAGACUGCUGUUAACAUUGGUGAGUGAUUUUGCAUUAUUUACGGUGAAUCAAUUUUUGGCAAACUUUACUUAUUGGCUGUUUUAAGAACUUAUAGGAACUUUAAUUUUGAAAUAACGACGGAGAGUUCCUUACUCUCGUUUAGGAACAGAUGCACCUUUUACAUACAAGAUAUAUUUUAACAAACGUGUCUCGACCGUUUUCAAGAAGCAGUAGGUUCAUAAGGCUAGACUAUCGCCAUAUCCGUUGGAGUUUUUUUUUUUUCAGAUUUCCAGUUUUUCAGUUUGAACAGAAUUCGUUUUCACUUCCAGCUUUUUUUGUUGUUGUUUCUUGUCAACCGGUUAAGCUUGCUAAGCUUUUGUCAAGGUAUUCAUCUCCACAAGGAUACUCUUCAAAGACCUAGCUGUUAGGCUCGAUUACCAGCCGCUGUUCUGGAAUCAGCGGGAAAGGGACGGAAAUCGAGCCUAUUUAGCAGUUUGUUGUCGAAAAGCUAUCUAAAACCCUUCUCUCUCUCUUUUUGUUUGUUGCAGCGGAAAUCCUCGGUCUUGAUGUUAAUGGGCGACAAGCCUUGUCUGGAGAAGAGCUAGAGGCGAUGGAUAGUUUUCAGUUGGGAGACGUUGUACAUGAGGUAACAAACUUUUUCCUUCAUCUUACGAGUUCAUAGUUAUGCAAAAGUAAUUUUCUUUACUUAGAGCGUUCACAGAUUUUAGCUACUUGAAACGCACCGUUGGUUACAGAAGAAGUAUUUUCUGGCCUUUGUCGUCUAGAGUAGGAACCACUUUCUGGCCAAAAUUUGUCUUAUUUUGUGAGAAACUUGCAACACAACGGGUGGAUGUAGGAAACACUGGAGUGGAGUUGAUGCCAGAGUGAAAUACAAAAAGAUGCUACGAGUAGACUUGUUUCUCAAGCGCCGAGGCCGAGAAAACGCUCCGCGCAUGAAUCAAACCUUGAGUCUCCAAUUAGAUGAAGCAGUUCUUUAGGAUCUUGUAAAUAAAGCCUUUGUUACUGCACUUUCAAACUCGAAAGCGAGAAUGUAAGUUAUUUCCGAACUCAAAUGCUAAUGAUUUAAUCAUCUCAACAGACAUCGGUAUUCUAUCGAGUCAGCCCAAAGCACAAAGUAGCUAUUGUUAAGGUAGGUGCUUUUUAAAAUCAUUAUGGCGUUCACCAUUUUCACUUAGACCAUAAUGCACCUUGCCCUUUAUCGUUUAUCGCCAACUUUCACACUCUUUGAAAGGCUUCCGGUCCAAAAAUACACGCCUUUCAAGACGUUAAAUACAGUGAAGUUUUGUACCUUGUUGAAGACUCAAGACCCUGAAAACCAUACCCUGUUCACCAGCAUAUACCCGUUAAGGCCAAAUGACGGAGUGCUUUCCCCCCUCACCCCCCGGGAGCGCAGUCCAGUGUAAAAAAACUGGUACCAAAAGUGCUUCCGUUAAGAACAGCGAGUUUAGAGUGCAGUGGUACCUCGAUAUGACCAAGGGCCAAGGGACUGGCAAAAUUUGUUCGCUAUGACGAGGUUUUGUUGUAUCGAGGUUCUUUUCCAUACAAUUUGCUAUUACUGGGUAAGGAAAAUAGUUCGUUAUACCGCGGUUUCACUGUAGUAAAGAGCUAUCAAUGCUCACUCUGUUUCCCUAUCGACGUUACCUUUAUAGGAGCUAUCAACCAAGAAGGUUUUAAAAGACUGUUAGCUGCAUUAAGCAUUUCUCACUUGCUUUGCAGGCUUUACAGCAGCGUGAUCACGUGGUGGCUAUGACUGGUGACGGCGUAAAUGAUGCUGUUGCCCUUCGCCGAGCCGAUAUAGGCGUGGCCAUGGGUCGAGCGGGGACUGAUGUGAGUAAGGAAGCCGCUGACAUGGUUCUGGUGAAUGACGACUUCUCUACCAUCUUGGCCGCCAUUGAAGAAGGCAAAGGAAUUUUUUACAACAUACGCAAUUUCGUUCGGUUUCAAUUAAGCACGUGAGUGAAGUUUAAAUCUAUUAACAGUCCGAGGCAGGGGAAUGAUGUGAAUUGCGUUCAUGAGAAUCCGACGCAGGAUUAGUCGCUUGUAUUUUGCUUUUCCUUGAUCACGUCAUAGACAAGAGAAGAUAGGGGUUAUAAGAGAUUUUUCUCUUGUUGGAACAUGGUUUUCACUCUCUAAUCAAGCUAUGAAAUAAGCAACUCCGAGUAUUGAAAGGUUAUAACGAAAAUAACUAAUAGAUUUCUUAAAAAUUGAACCGUUAUGCUAGGUGUUCUCUCGAAAAGUCUAUUUCGACACUGAACACUUCCAAUGAAGUUUUACAAAAAAUGUAUGGCUCAUUAGCGUUUUUGCUAUUCAGAAUUUCUGCAAAUGUUGUUGACUCAUAUUUCCUAAAUUUUUGCUUAUGCGGGAGAGCGAAAAAAUGCAUAGUUUAUACUCAGGGUAACUAGCUCUUUCAACUCUCUAUUUCCUACUCAUGGAUACUGCAGCGUCUUCGAUGGGUUAACUGUUAUGCUAAUGACCCAAUAUGCAAACAGUGGUGUCCAACCUCAGUCCCAGGGUUCUCUCCACUUCACAAGGACGAGUAGGAGAGAAACCUAGGUGCGAGGUUGGGAAUGGCGUCAAGAUGAAUGCGUCCAUAUGAAGUGAAUUUCUGUUUCUUUCUGAGUCCUGAGCUCACUGCAUGCCAACAGUACAAACAGUUUUUACCAGAGAAAGACAACACCAACCGGUUCCCUAGGAAAUGACGUGUGAGAAACGAGUGCAGAAUUCCAUACUGAUAACGCAGCACUACCCUGAUCUGGAUAGUGCUUCUGAUUGGUUGCACAUUUGCUUUAACCAAUCAGAAGCACUACCCACAACUGGGUAGUGAAGCAUCCUCAGUGUGGAAUUUCUACGCUCUUUUCUCAGGUGUCAUUUCGCGGGGAAACUGUUGGUUGGGUCGCAAAAUGUCGGCUGUUUUCUCAGGCUACAUUUGUGGCGGAUCUCCAAGCCAGUAAAAGUGUCUUGAAAAGUUGACAUGGAAUCUUGAGGUUACUCACGAUCUUCUUUGUUGUAUGUUGUUUAGGAGCAUUGCAGCAAUAUCACUUAUCAGUAUCUCCACGUUCUUAAAGCUUCCUAACCCGCUAAACGCCAUGCAGAUUUUAUGGAUCAACAUUAUAAUGGAUGGGCCUCCUGCCCAGAGGUAAGAUAAACACGAUUAAAAAAGUUCUUACAGAGCAGUCUUACCUUGCAAUCUCAUUGAGCAGUGAUUUUCUUGAAAACAAAUAAGCAAAAGCCCCAGCCUGGGAGCAUUGGAAAAAUGAAUAGAUCUUCAGGUUUUUGAAGCCGUAUCAUGUAAACCCUUUGUUCGUGUUUUAUCUAGCGUGAGUGGCAGGCGAAAAAGGAGAGGGGAGGAGGGGGUAAAAAAACGCCAAAGGAAAAACGGGGAAUGGCUACCUCGCCCCCCCUCCCCCUCUCUCUCUCUCUCUUACGCCUGCCACACAAAGGCCUGCUUGUGUAUGAAACUAUAUUUCAACGAGUGAGGGAGGAAGACUCACAGCAUCGCAUUUAUCUAUUGUCCAUGUCCUUUUUUGCAGUCUCGGUGUCGAACCGGUGGACCGUGACGUCAUGAAUAAACCCCCGCGAAACGUAAAGAACCCGAUGAUUACCAGGGUCCUUAUUCUGAAUGUUCUCCUAGCCGCCAGCUUAAUCGUCACUGGUACAUUGUGGGUCUUCUGGAGGGAGGUAAGGACGUACGAUAUAAGGUGCUGAUAUCCGGGGAAGGGUACUUCCGUGCAAUAGGCUAUUCGGGAUGUACCGCUGGAUGGGGUCACAUUUUCACGCCUGGAUUGACUAUGAAAAGGGAGAUUUUCAAAAGAGGAAUUAGAAUGGGGUCAUUCACUUUCGGGACGUUUUUUUAUAGUGAGAAUUUUAAAAAAAAUUGUGGCCUCAUUGUAGGAUGACUGACGUACUUAAAAGGCUUUAUAAAAAAAUGUCAAUAACAUUUGCCCAAAAAUGACUAAGAUGGGGUCUAUAACGGGCCACCAAAUACACUAUAAUGGGGUAGGGGUUGUGAGAGGCCAGCGGCGCAUACCUAGCAAAAAUUGAUCCAAGUAGCCCCCUCCCUCGGGAUAUUCCACUCCUGCAAAUGGUUGAUCGAAGAAAAAUGCUUUGUGUUUGUUUGUUUUAUUUUUUUUGCAGAUGAGAGACAACAUUAUAACUCCACGUGACACUACUAUGACAUUUACGUGUUUUGUGUUCUUUGAUAUGUUCAACGCGCUUAGCUGUCGAUCACAGGUCAGUAAAUUUUCUUCUUUGGUCAACAGUUUUAAGCGGCCGUUUUCAAGCCCAUGAUCCCCUUUAGCACAAACGCAUCAACACGUGACCAGCUUGUCGCUCUACCCUGAUCCGCAGAUACAAACGGUGUUCAAUGUAAUCUGGAUGCAACGGAAUCCUGCGUAAAAAGAUAGAUAUACAGCAGGUUGUCGGAAAAAGUGCACGCGACAAUCCCGAAAAGUGUUGUGGGUGGCUUUAAAUUCAGUGUACGUCAAAGAAAUUUAAAAGAAUGGCACGAGAGGCCAUGGACGUAUGUUUGCAAGCGUUAAAGGAAAGCAACAAAAGUAGCUUAGACAGCUACAGUGUCAGGAACAGGGUAUUGCUUCUGAUCAUAUCCCAUAUUGCCCUUCGGGAUUGUCGCAUGUACAUUUUUUCCGACAACCUUUCUCGAAAUAGCUGUAUACUUCAGCUUAGUUGAAGUAAAAUGUAUGGAAAAGAACAUCGGUAUAACAAAACAACGUUAUAGCGAACAUAUCUCGCCAGUCACUUGAAUCUUCGUUCUAUCACGGUUCUAGUGUAUUUAGAGCCCGAGAGGAAGGGGGGGGGGGGGCGUGCGAACUCACGGGAACUUUGGGUAGAUGUGUGCCGGCGAGGCUUUCGAACCCUGACCCUAUUGAAUGCAAAAAUCGCACCCUUCAAACUAUACCUUGUUCAGCGGCAAAUACUCCUUUGGGCCAAUUAAGGGAGUGCCCUCCCCCCCCCCCCCCGGGAUCUCGAGGCCUUUGAUAGGAAGUUUUAGGGCCUCUUUAUAUGAAGCGAUCCAGGCUGGCCCGCUAUACCGGGCUCCGCUGGCGCGGGAUGCCUUAUUAGCUUUAAAAACUGUCAUCGUGUUUAUAUGAGAAAGCAGGCUGACCAGCGUGCUGGGAUUUCGGCUCGAGUAAUCAAGAUCUGGGCUAUCGGGCCAGCUUGCCUUUUCUCAUAAACACAACGCCAAAAACAAGGCAUAAGCCGAGCCAGGCGGGAACGUGGGCCAGCUCAACUCAUGUAAACAGCCCCCUUGCAACGACGACAACAACGACGUGCAACGUAAACAUGUUUUGACACAUUUGUUUGUGCAUCGAUUACUCACAAUUAUUUAAAAAUCCUUGUGAAUGUCUUGUCUUUCAGGUUAAAUCUAUCUUUCAAGUGGGUUUCUUCACAAACCGUAUGUUCCUGUAUGCUGUAGGCGGCUCUCUCAUGGGACAGAUGCUCGUUAUUUAUUUUCCUCCGCUUCAAGCUGUUUUUCAAACCGAAGCUCUGUAUUGUACGGACAUUUUGUUAUUGAUAUCGGUCGCUUCGUCCGUGUUUAUUGUAGAUGAGAUCAGGAAAUUCGCAGUAAGGACACGUUUAAAGCGAAAAGAACGUUCAAAGGAAUUCCAAUUCUCUGUAUAGCACUGGAUUCCACUGUAGUUCUAAUCACGUGGCACGGAUGGAGGGAAGGAACAACAACGUAGAGAUUGCAUUAGAGGCACAGCGCACGGAGUGCAUUGAAGUGACAUCGCGAUGUUAAUGAAUGAAAGAAAAAUUAUGGGGUAUAAGAGCAGCAAUUCAUUGAGGAAGUUCCUACUGAGGAUAACAAACAGACGGGGUAACUUUGCAUAUUGAGGGUAUGGUUUGGCUGAGGAAGGCUCGUGUUUUCCAAGAAGCAGUCUGGGAAGCCAUGAACAGUCAACGAUGAAUAUGACGUAGAACUGGAAUUCAUGUGACUCGACUGAAAGAAUAAGCAUGACUUGAUAACCCUUUCACUUCCAAAAUCAGUCGCAGAAACAGGCAACAAAGUUUUGAGUUUGUAGAUGAAACCCUUGGUGUGACCAUUGAAGUGAAACCUCUUUGGCAGUACUUUCACAUGGUACUAUUUAGAUGGUACGAAGUUCAAACAUUUUUAGUCUGGAUGAAAUCCUGUGGUGUUACAAUUCAAAUUAAACCUCUUCAGUUGUGCCUUUAGAUAGUUGUGCUUAUUCUCCAGUAUUUUUUCAAAAUAAAAUUAAGGGUUUUUAUCAAUCUCAGAAAUCUUGAAGGUGGAAGGUUUAUAAAGGAAUAAUGUUUUACAUAAGGAACAAUGAGACUAGUAAAUAUAGUAUCUUGAGAAUAAGAAGAAAUACGAAAUGAUUCAUGAGCUUUCAUGCGCAAAAUCAAAUUUAAUCAACUGUAUUAGUUUGUAAUUCAACGUGUAAUCCAGGGUAAUCUUUUUAUCUUCGAAUAUUUAUGUACGUUACACUGAGCGAAAAGAAGGAUCUUAAACCUUAUCAAUACAAUGUCGAGUCUGUAUAUAUACUAUGACAACAAUCUACAUCAAUUUUUAGAUGUCAUACAGCCCACUGUGCUAUCGUUUUCGCGAUCAAGGGGCGCGGCAUGGGUGAUGGGAAGGAGGAAAGAGGGGAAACCUUCCCUUCCGUUUUCGUCCUUCCCAUCACCCCUCGCGGUCCGCCCCCCGCGUGUGACUCUCGUGUCUAAAUAGAUAGAGACGACUUGGGACGAGUCAAUCCGCAGAGGGUAAGGUAGGCGCAUUUUAUUCCGGAGGCGGGGUGGGAGGGGUAGAGCUAGGGCGCUCAUUUAUUUAAUAUCAGACAGUACAUACAUUCCCGUGUAAAACAAAAUAAAACCUCUUCGUAACGUGACGCUGAUUUGUAAAUAAACGUUAUCUUUACUCCUGUACCCGAAAAAACACGCAAAUCCUCUCCCCAACGACAAGAAAAACCAGCAGUGAAGAUUAUGCUAUUCGCAGCCAUUUACAAAGAAAGCCGAAAAUACUCCAUCUUUGACCCAAAAUGUCCCGAUUUCACCACGAACAACGGUUAAACAUUAAAAAUGUUAAUAAAACGAAUUUUAU